GGCCAUCUGGGGAGUCUGCCGGAGUCUUCAAGUGGGAAGCCGAAGGAGGGAGCAGAAGCCGCCUCUCAGCAGCCUGGACAGAUGUAACUCCCCAGCGCUUCGGAAAGGGAAGACCCUCGCCCUAGUCGGGCAGCAUGGCUCAGGAUCUUACAGAAAAAGAACUUCUGAAGAUGGAGCUUGACCAGCUGAAAAAGGAAGUGAAGAAUGAAAGGCAAAUGAUCUCCAAGACAGGCAAGGAGCUCAAGGAGUACAUAGAAUCCAUGGCAGCAGAGGAUCCUCUUUUGAAAGGCGUCCCUGAAGAUAAGAACCCUUUUAAGGAGAAGGGAGGCUGUGUCGUUAGCUGACCCCCGCCACACACAGACAAACUUCAGACCUUUUCCGCGUAUACAAUCGAGACUGAGAAUUUUGCUUUACCCUGUAGCAUGACCCUGCCAUUGGCUAGGGCAUCCCCAAAACACAAAACCCAUUUGGAAGGUAGCACAUCUCUGGGAGAGGGGCACAAGGCCAUUGGAGACAUUCCUAUAUUUAGCAGCGGGAAGGCAGCCUGCUCUCUAGGUCCCCAAAGCCGAUUUCCAUUUAGUUUAACACACACACGCACGCACACGCAAUGCUGAACUUGCUGCACUUCUGUCCAUCCACACACAAACGGGGCAUUAAGAAAAGUCUGACCCCCCAAAGCUUAACUCCCGACUUGACCUGCCUAGCACAAGCUGGAAGGCAAUUCCGCCUGAGCAAGUCACUUAACCCGGCGACAGAGUUUCCCCCCCGUAGCACAGGGAUAAUAAGGUUCAUUCGCCUUUGGCAGAGCACACAGAGAUCUGUCUGCAAGGUGCUAAGUAUUGUUAGAACUGUCAUGGCCAAGAAUUUGUGAGGGUCUGAUCAAUUGACAUGCCACGUUGCCAGUUACUUGGAUGUUGCUCAUUUAUUCAUGACAUUAUUUGGGGAGAGACAAACUCCACACACACACACACACACACACACACACACACGUUCCCCGGCAUCUACCUCCAAAUAUGUAAGUAAUUUACCCUCUACAACACAAACUCCCUCGUCCCAUACAAAUUGAGUCCAGCGAGGCGUACCCAGGAGCGGGAGAUAAUACGGUAUCGUUGAUAGGGAAAGGCACCAUGGAGAAAGGUUUGCAGGGGGAUUCCUGCGCAGUGGGAGAGGGCAGUGGGGAGACGCCCAUUGGGAGCUGCGGUUACUUUGGAACUCGCCAGCAUUCAUGUUGGGAGCAACCUGAGCCUCCUGCUCAGCUCUGCGGAGUCCGGCGGCUUGUGGAUGGACGUGGCGGCGGCGUGGGGGAGAAGCAAGCGUGCAAACAGGAAGGCACAGAGCCGUGCAAAUGGGAAGUAAGCUGGAGGUGAAAGGCUCCGUGUGCUCCAACCCAGCCUGGGGGGGCUGAGAAUUGUUCCUCAGCUGGCCAGGCCGUGGCUGGGGUGAUGCUAGUGAGGGGGUCUCACUCCAGUUCUCAGUGGGCUAGGUCCCCCUAAGCUGCUAGAACUUACCUCCAGCUCAGCAGAGAGACCAAGUGCUGAAUGAGCCGUGGACUGCGACGUAUCCCUCCUACGACAGGGCUGAGGCCUUGGCUGGGCAGCCUACGACGGUACCCUUGCCACCUCCCGUCCACCGGACGAAGUGCAGCAGGUAACCACCACGGCUGAAAUGUUCCAAGCGCUGAUGGGAAUUUGAUUGUCUUCAUUUUUGGGGGCAUCCCCGCCCCCCCAAAACUCACUGGCCACUUGUGCAGUCACUGAAAUUGGUAGCUCCCAACUUGUCGAGGAUACGGACCCCUUCUCAAUCGAUGAAACCUUUGCAGACCAUCACCCCCCCCCAAACAACAGAGCUGUGCCUGCCGCCUGCACAUCCCUCCGAGAGGUGUCCUUCAGCCCCCUGGGGAAGCAGCACGGGCUGAAGGAUGAGCCGGCUGCCUGCAUGGAGCCUUGAGCCACGAGGCUCCGUGCCGGCAGCCAGCAAGUACCUCAUUUGGCUCUGCUUCCCUAGCCACAGGAAGCAACACGGCUUGAAGGAUGUGCUGGCUGCAGAGGCUCUGCGUGGACCCCCUACAAUACCUCUGUGGACCCUCAGGGGUCCACAGACCACAGGCUGGGAACCACUGACCUAAAUCAACAGAAAAAAAUGCAGCUUGAAAGUAAGACAGCAAGGGAUCCAAGCUUCCUGUCUGAGGCAGGGCUGUCUACACCACCACCGCUUCCCCUGUGAGUCAGACACGUGGUUAGGACCACGGCACGGACCCCUCCAGCAUCCUGCAGUAGAACAUUUGGUAUUUACAAGAGAGAUGUUGUAAGCAGGCCUAUAGCGCUGUAAGAUUUUGUAGUGUAACGACAAUAAAGGCUUUUUCAGCAAAGGAAUGGCCGUUCUCUUCCCUCCCGUAUGAAAAACAAGUGGCAUGUGGCCAGCUUAGCCUUCGGUGCCUGUUGUAGCAAUUCUGUGCUCCAGCACGGCCAAGCACCAGCGUCUGAUGUUUCAGUGGCAAAGCAGAAGUCAGAGCAGGAUUGGCUUAGUCAACACCACAGAGGAGCAAAUCUCUAGAGUGGGCUCUUGCCUCGCAUGAUUUCCAUCAGCCCCUCCACCUCUUGCUCUAACCUGAGGCUCGAUCCUGGCCAGUGCUGAGCUCCCUGGGAGUGCAGGGGGCUCAGCUUUCUCAUGACAGAGCCCGGCUCCCACCGAGAGGUGAGUGUGAGGAGGGAGAACGAACACAGAACUACUUUUCUGAGCCAAACUGAGUUAUGCAAUUCCUCUGUGGCCGCUUGCAUCCUGUGCGAUGUCUUGGACGCAAUUUGCAGAAGGAGUUCUGUUAAUUCUAUUGUGGCGUAUAAAUA
This is a messenger RNA of Pelodiscus sinensis (Chinese soft-shelled turtle), 2843 nucleotides long. RefSeq names its product G protein subunit gamma transducin 2 (gene GNGT2). Gene Ontology annotation, biological process: G protein-coupled receptor signaling pathway. Gene Ontology annotation, cellular component: heterotrimeric G-protein complex. Lineage: Eukaryota; Metazoa; Chordata; Testudines; Trionychidae. Gene Ontology annotation, molecular function: G-protein beta-subunit binding. The record is from RefSeq and is a predicted model, not a curated record.